Messenger RNA from Xyrauchen texanus (razorback sucker), 4575 nucleotides. Its product is annotated as rab GDP dissociation inhibitor alpha. The record is from RefSeq and is a predicted model, not a curated record. Bases 293 to 1636 code for a protein of 447 amino acids. Gene Ontology annotation, molecular function: Rab GDP-dissociation inhibitor activity. Gene Ontology annotation, biological process: protein transport; vesicle-mediated transport; small GTPase-mediated signal transduction. Gene Ontology annotation, cellular component: cytoplasm. Lineage: Eukaryota; Metazoa; Chordata; Actinopteri; Cypriniformes; Catostomidae. The transcript has 11 exons.
UUUGGCAGUUGCACUAUAUCAUCUCGCGCACGUAUCAGCACCACUGUAGCGAGUGCUGCGGUCAGGGCCAUCUUUGCUUGUUCUCGCCGGUCGGACCACAGGCAGUCAUCAAUUGUGAUACUUAUCAAAUAAAUUGGGUGAAAACUGUUUGAAAAGAGAUACAUUUUUCCUUUGUACGGUAACAAUCUGUUUAGACGUUCUGUAUAAAUAUAUUCUUGUGUCAACACCGUUUUGCUGAUUUUUUUGUAGCGGAAAUUUGGUUAUAUAGGCAGGAGAUCCACUGUAAUUCAACAUGGAUGAGGAGUAUGAUGUUAUCGUAUUGGGAACCGGACUCACAGAAUGUAUUCUCUCUGGGAUCAUGUCCGUGAAUGGGAAGAAAGUUUUGCAUAUGGACAGAAAUCCAUAUUACGGAGGGGAAAGUUCCUCCAUCACACCCCUGGAGGAGCUCUAUAAGAGAUUUGGGAUUUCAGAUAACCCUCCAGAGUCAAUGGGCCGGGGAAGAGAUUGGAAUGUUGACCUUAUCCCGAAAUUUCUAAUGGCCAAUGGUCAGUUAGUUAAGAUGCUUCUCUACACUGAAGUGACCAGAUAUCUUGACUUCAAAGUGGUCGAGGGAAGCUUUGUGUAUAAAGGGGGAAAAAUCUACAAAGUGCCCUCUACUGAGACAGAAGCACUUGCUUCAAACCUAAUGGGAAUGUUUGAGAAGAGACGAUUCCGGAAGUUCCUAGUUUUUGUGGCCAACUUUGAUGAGAAUGACCCCAAGACCUUUGAGGGUGUUGAUCCCAAACUCACAACGAUGGGAGAAGUGUACAAGAAGUUUGACUUAGGACAGGAUGUCAUAGACUUCACAGGACAUGCCCUGGCGCUCUACAGGACAGAUGAUUACCUUGAGCAGCCUUGUCUGGAGACCGUCAAUAGGAUUAAACUCUACAGUGAAUCGCUGGCACGCUAUGGAAAGAGCCCCUACCUGUACCCCCUGUACGGAUUAGGGGAGCUGCCUCAAGGAUUUGCUAGGUUAAGUGCAAUUUACGGAGGAACCUACAUGUUGAACAAACCAGUGGAUGAGAUAGUGAUGGAGGGUGGCCACGUUGUGGGUGUGAAAUCUGAGGGAGAGGUUGCGCGGUGCAAACAGCUAAUCUGUGACCCCAGCUACAUCCCGGACCGCGUGCACAAAGUUGGCCAGGUGAUCCGGGUCAUCUGCAUCCUCAGCCAUCCCAUAAAAAACACUAAUGAUGCCAACUCCUGCCAGAUCAUUAUCCCUCAGAACCAAGUUAACCGCAAAUCAGAUAUCUAUGUGUGCAUGAUUUCCUAUGCCCAUAACGUGGCGGCUCAGGGGAAAUACAUCGCCAUUGCAAGUACCACUGUGGAAACAUCUGAUCCUGAAGCUGAAAUCGAACCUGCUCUGGAACUCCUUGAGCCUAUUGAUCAAAAGUUUGUGGCCAUCAGUGACAUGUAUGACCCCACAGAUGAUGGCUCAGAGAGUCAGGUAUUUGCAUCACGGUCUUAUGAUGCCACCACUCACUUCGAAACAACUUGUAAUGACAUCAAAGAUAUCUACAAGCGAAUGACAGGAAGCGACUUCGACUUUGAGAAUAUGAAGCGCAAACAGAAUGAUGUCUUUGGGGAGGACGAGCAGUGAGGGGUUGAGAGGGUAUGGGGGUGGGGGUGGUGAGGACAUGAUCUAAGGGCAGAUUGGUGAGAUAGGGCUGGUUGGAUUUGCAAUGUGAUCCCAGAAGCAUUUCUUUAUAUUCAUAGGUAAAAUGUGGUUCUAUCAUAUGUACAUUUUCAGAUGCUUGCAUAGAGACUGAAACGUACAACAUUGACAUAUUGACAGCAUUUAAAACUUAAACACUUUUAUGACUGGAUUACAGUGUAUGAAUCCUUUGGGGUUAAAAAAAACCUGCAACAGUUAUGAUUGCACACAGACAUGUCAGGAAAUGAGUGAAACACAUAAAUAUUACACUGUAACAUCAACAGUGUGCAACUUGUAUUUUAUAGUUGUUGAGCUGUAACGGCAAUUAAAUUCAGCCAUAAAAAGAGUGGGAAUAAUUAUACUAUCAGUAAUCCCAUCUGGAUGUUAUUUAUACAUAGAUAUGCCAUUCAAAAGGUCUUUAUCAGACAAUGCUUCUUUGACAUUCUCUCAUAAAAGCGCUUAUGUUUUAGGUGUUGUGAAGACGCUUACAUUGUGCGUUUCAGUGUCUGUCCAAACAUACAAAAAUGUGUGUUAAUGUGACAUUCAAAUAUCUUCGAUAUACUGAGAUAACCUUGGAAUUUGAUAUACAUGGUCUGGGUUUGGAUGUUAUGGAGCACAGAAUAGAAAGUACUGCAAUGUUGUAAAUCUCUUUCAACUGUCCUUAUCUUUUCCACAAUGUUCUUUGUUCAUUGUCUCCACACCCACCUGUGACUUUGUUUAGAUAUAUACAGUUCAGCACACAGACACAAUGCUCUAUUUCCCACAUUCCGUAACUCACUUAUCUGCACUACAAAGUGGGCUCACAGUGACAUGCUAUUUUAGAUUCUUAUUGCACACAUUCCGUAACUCACCUAUCUGCACUACAAAGUGGGCUCACAGUGACAUGCUAUUUUAGAUUCUUAUUAACGCAGUAUGCAUUGUUUUGUGCAAAAAUCCCGUUGAAGUAGAAACACGAGUCUUUUAUUUUUUUUUCUUCUUUUUCUUUUUUUUUUGGACAUAUACAUGUGAACAAAUCCUUGAAUAUUGAAGGAAAUGUAAUAUAAUUUCUUAUGAACUUAAGUGAAUUGUCCCCAAGCAUUUCCCCCUACAGAUUUGUUGGUUGGAAGCAGUACUCAGCAGUUCCACAUUAUUUGAGUCUUCAGACUGUUAGUUUUGCUCACUUUGACUUAAACAGCUCCAUUAUAACAGUAGCCUUCCAGGAAAGUGUCAUUCACAAAACAUUUAGUAAAAUCAUCAAACACCAAUCAUUAAUAUUAUACACUAUGGUUUGAGACCUGGAAAAGGAUGUAAUAUGACAUUAAUUAUAUUUACAAACACGGAAGCUAGAAAAUAAAUUUCUCUUGGGUGUAUCCUGCAAUCAAAAUCCAUUUCACACAAUGUUGUAGUAUUGAACCGACAGAGAUCCAUUUUAAUAGAUCUAACUCUCAUUUCUACCACUAAAUGGUUGUUAAAUAUAUUUAACUUUUUAUGGGUGGCUAUUUUUUGGCAACUAAAUUGAAUGAGAUGUAUAAUAUGCAGUAUAGAUGUGAAUCGUAAGCCAUUAGCUUUACAGUAACUACUUUAAAGUCUUUGUGCUAACUUGAAAACACUGUAAGGCAUCACAAUUCCUAAUGAUUUUGGUCUACAAUGUCUAGUUAUUAUGAAAGAUUUAGAUUUUUUUUGAGUAAAGGCUGAUAGAGUCAACUGAUAUUAAAUUAAAUUAUUGCAAAAAUUCUACAUGGAUCUAUCAUGAUCAGUUUACAGUUUGUAACAGGAAGUAGUUAAGGCAGAAUGAAUCAAUCUGAAACUUAAAAAGAGUGGAAGCAAUUUUCAUUACAAUAGCUGCAACAGUUUAUGAUAAUGUGAAUGUAUUGAGUAUCAGAUCCUUUGGUAUGUAAUAUUAACCAAAUCCUUUGGCAUUCCGGCUUUUGUAAACUAGGCUGGCCCCGGUCUAAAACCUGAGAACACCUACUAAUACAAAUGUGCUCUGACUUGACAAUUGCUAUGAACACUAUGCCUCUUCUUGUGAACUGUUAAGAAUAUUACUGUACCAUGCAAUGAAAAUGCAUCAAUGUUUAUUUUUAAUCAGUGAUUGACACUUAUAGUCUCUGAAUUUACUCUUGGCUGUUAGAAAUCGACUGACUUUUGACAAAAGACUGAUAAUUUUCACCCAUAUUCAUGUUGUCUUAAUCAUGCUCAUUUUUGCUUUCAGAUUAUUUCUAUUGCCAUAAGUAGUUAUAGUGGACAAUAUUCUACUGGACCAGCUAAUCAUGAUGUGUCAUUUGAACACUUGCUGUACUGCUAUCAUGUAGAAUAUGCAAGCAUUGACGUAUGUCAUGCUUUGUUUUUUUAUAUUCACCUUGCUGAGAAAAGCCUCUGACGAUUUUUCCAAAGUCACUUAUGGCCUUAUAGAUUCACAUAGAACCAUACAAUUCUUGAACUUUCUUCUUUAAUGCACACAAUUAGAUCAAAAUAACAAUGAUAACUGGAAUUUAAUAGAAUUAAGCAUCACUGUUUGGCGUUCUCUUUUGCACCUCUCCAACAUAUUGUUGCAUAUGUUUGGAUUAAGUGUAUUACUGUUAUAUUUUACUGUAUUUAUUUUUAUUUUGUCUUUUAUUUUCAUUGUUGAAACACCAUAACUAAACAUCUUAAAAACUGACACACAAACCUGAUGACUUUAAAUUGUGAAUUUCAUCUCGUGUUUGAGCAGUCUUGUGCAACAAAAAUAAAUAUGAAUACAAUGAAACUCAAAACUUUUCUUUGGUUAAAUUUGAUUAUUGGCACACAUGAAGGCAGCCUUUGCUUACUAACAUGAUGAAGAGCAGCCAAUUUAAAUUAUUUUAUAUGGAAGCAUAUAUACACAAAUGUUUAUGCCAACUUAAUGGAAGCUUAGAAAAAAUAUUUCU